AUGAAGUUCCUCAACUCAAUUGUCCUCGCGGCAACCCUUGCUACAGGCGUCGUGUCUUUCUUGCCGCCGAUCGAGCCGCUCAAGGAAAACGGAUGGACCCCACCUCUCUCCAAUGCCGUCAUUAACUCGGCCGCCUACGCCAGCUUUCUCCACUCCGAGACUGUAAACCCCCAUUAUGAAAAAGUUCAGCGUAGGCAUGACAAUGUUGAUCCAAUCAAUCAAACCUACGUCACGCCUGACCAGCUUUACACGCUUAUGUGUACCCUUCCAGGCUUCCGUGGUGACUGCCUAGUUUUCGGUUCUUCUCCAGGAAGUUGUGUCUCUUGGUGGAGUUACCAGCCAUGGAACUCAACCGCAGUCAGUGAUCGCUUCAACGAUAAAGUUUUCUCUUUGGCCUCGAACACUGGCGGCCAAUGCAUGUUCUACAAGGACCUUCAGUGCAACCAGUACGGUAACGACUCUGGCAUCACCAAGAGUUACGUAUACAACUUUGGCCUUCCCAUUCCUGAAGACGAAACCAUCACCGAUUACGAACAGGCUAUUACGUCGUGGAGGUGCUAG
Molecule: messenger RNA, 561 nt
Organism: Plenodomus lingam JN3
Lineage: Eukaryota; Fungi; Ascomycota; Dothideomycetes; Pleosporales; Leptosphaeriaceae
Source: RefSeq, a predicted model, not a curated record